AUGUCCUGCUUUGACACACGCUGCAUCAAGCGCCUGCGUUUGAAUGGAACAUUAGAAACAUUUCUGAACGCCUCUCCGCUUCAUCCACAGGGAAUACACAUGAGUAGAAGUGGCGUCUUGCUGGCUUGUCUCGUGGAUUCUCCGAGUACGGACGGGAGGCAGAUCCGUCCGUAUAGCAAACGGCAGCUUGUGAAGAUCACCAAAUCAGGAAAGGUCAUGAAGAGGCUGGCCUUCAGUAUCGACAUCCGCUUGUUUACGUCCCCUGUGAAGGUAGCCGAAACUGUCGAGGAGGAAAUCUGCGUCAUCGACAAAACCGCUAAAGACAGAGGCCGUGUUAUCGUCUUCACUCGAAACGAGCAAGUCAAGUUUAUUUACACCGGACCAGUGGGUUUGAAGAUGGAGUACAUGUUUUGCCCUACAGACCUGACCUGCGACAUUUACGGUCACGUGAUUAUAACAGACGCGAAUAACAACGCUAUUCACAUGGUUGACAAGCAUGGCCAAGUGCUAAGAGUUCAUCAGAUCGGGAGGGAUUGGAUUGACGUGCCUCACUCACUAGUGGUGGACAACAAGGGCCUGAUGAUCGUGGGCGACUCCGCUGGCAUGGUCCACGUCAUCAGGUAUCUCAAAUAG
Molecule: messenger RNA, 633 nt
Organism: Ostrea edulis (European flat oyster)
Lineage: Eukaryota; Metazoa; Mollusca; Bivalvia; Ostreida; Ostreidae
Exons: 1
Coding region: 1-633 (210 amino acids)
Source: RefSeq, a predicted model, not a curated record